Molecule: messenger RNA, 438 nt
Organism: Lodderomyces pseudojiufengensis
Lineage: Eukaryota; Fungi; Ascomycota; Pichiomycetes; Serinales; Debaryomycetaceae
Gene: TOM22
Product: Tom22p
Exons: 1
Coding region: 1-438 (145 amino acids)
Biological process (GO): intracellular protein transport
Cellular component (GO): mitochondrial outer membrane
Source: RefSeq, a predicted model, not a curated record
AUGGUUAAAUUAACUCAAAUAGAUGAUGCAACUCAAACUACAUAUCCAGAUGGUACUACAACCAUAAAUAAAGUAGAAAUUAAUGAAUUUGAUGAAUCAGAUUCAGAAUUUUCAGAUGAUGAAGAUGAUUUUGAUUAUUCAAAUGAAACAAUAUAUGAUAGAAUAAUAGCUUUAAAAGAUAUUAUAUCACCACAACAAAGAGAUAAUAUUUCAAAAUUUACAUCAUUAAUUUCAAAUUAUUCAUCUAUAAUUGCUAAUAAAAGUGGUACUUUAUUAUGGGGUUUAACUUCAAGUUCUUUAUUAUUAGGAGUUCCUUUAGCUUUAGCUAUAUUAUCAGAAACUCAAUUACAAGAAAUGGAAAAAGAUAUGAGUUUACAAAAAUCUGCUCAAGAUGUUUUAGCUCCAGGUAGUGAAGAUGCUUUUGGUGAAAAGAAAUAA